AUGGUCAAUCUCGGUCUCUUCCUUCACAAGGGCACUGAAGGAGUCGAGACGAACGCGGUUAACGCUGUACGAAUGGGAGAUGGUGCAUCUCGGCCUCCUACUGCAGGACGGCUCGGGGGGUUCGUGAAGAACGGGGUUCGGGCCUCAGAGCUGUACGAGCUUGCGAUUGACAGGAGGGACGACGUGCAUGCAUUGGACAAUCUUGGUCUGCUGCUACACCACGGCACGGAAGGAGUGGAAAUGGACGAGGUCCGCGCCCUGGAGCUGUACGAGCGUGCGCUGGAUCGGGAGGUACUUGCGGAGGGAGAACGCGUCGGCGAAGAGCAGGGACGGGAUGGAGGGCGAGCUGGACGAGAGGCAGCUGUACGAAGGGCUCAUGGAGGGCGGAAGGGUCGGCGGAGACAAGAGGUCGACGGCGUUGCGCGCCACCAACUCGGCGUGCGUCUUGAUGACCACGUGAGGGAUGAGCGCGCAAUCUGGCGGUGCAGAUCGGCUGUCCUAUCAGCUCCCCCUGCACUUUGUGCACGAGCCAGCCUCUUCUCCGCGAUCAACUUUGCCGGCGCGACGGCAGCGGCGCGCGUGUGGGGCAGGCGCACCACGGGCGUGUGGCACGUCUGCGCGGACGACUGA
Chondrus crispus (carragheen) is the source of this 630-nucleotide messenger RNA. RefSeq lists its product as hypothetical. The record is from RefSeq and is a predicted model, not a curated record. The coding region runs from base 1 to 630 and encodes 209 amino acids. Gene Ontology annotation, molecular function: protein binding. The transcript has a single exon. NCBI's taxonomy places the organism in Eukaryota, Rhodophyta, Florideophyceae, Gigartinales, Gigartinaceae.